AUGCGUGCGCUCACACUCGUUUCUGGGUUCUUUGCCUGCGUUUUGACGACCAGUAUUCUUGUGAAUGCUCAGUCGUCGUCUUCUUCUUCUGAUGGUGUAGCGAGCGCGAUCCUCCAAGGGCUGGGUUUGGCAACAUCGUCCUCUGCUAACACGCCACCUACCCUGAGUGCCUUCGCUACCAAGUCGUAUGUUUAUAAUUUCACCAACAGUACCACAUCAUCUAGUACUACCUCAACAACAUUGAUCUUGACCGACCAGUCAUCGUCGAGUACAUCCGUCCUUGCAAGUACAUCCAUCCUUACGAGUAAAUCGAUCCAGACGUCGACAUCCGCAUCCCUCGAGGCGAACUCAACAACCUCGACUGUGAGCACGAUUUCUAGCAGCGUCAACGGCACGACCUCGACCUCUUUACAAGCUUCGAGCUUUUCAACAUUCACCAACAUUAGCUCGAGCAAUGCCACUUAUUCGACGACUUCGCCAAGCUCUACGGCUGCCUUCUUGAACAGUUCGGUCACUCUCAAUGGCUCAUCGUCAUGGCAGACUGGCACUACGAGCCAACGCACGGUCAACGGAAGUGCAGUUUGGACUGUCCCAAGUACUGGUACUGGCGCGGCUUAUGCCUCCAAGUGCAACCAGGAAUGGCAGUCUUACUACAACAUAUCGACAAAUGCGAUAACGGGUUCCUACACAAGCUACGUAUCGUCUUAUGUUGUGACCAACUAUUCGGCGCCUCUUACGACGCUAUGCGCGGGUAAUACUCAAGUCAACGGUCCUCCAGUCCCUACAGCCUCGUUCACACUGCCAUGGACUACAGGCAACAGCCUCUUUCCUCCGACCAUCACAAUGGCAGCUACACCAUCUUGCACUGUACCAGCGUCGGAGUGUGGUGCUGUUGGUGUGACUUCAGAUCAGUAUUAUAGCAUUCCUGCUGGCUGCAGCUCGUCAUCCACAUCUGGAUCAUCCGAUGCCUCUGAUGCUGGAGCUUGUACUAUCAAAGGUUCAGAUGUGCAGGUCAUCUAUUUCAAGCCCUCUUCGACUGCGAACGCGACGCAAGACCUCUGCGCGCCAUCUCCUACAGCAGCGGCAGCAGCGAAUAAUGAUAAUUGUCCUUAUGGGUCUUUCAUUACGAGUACCAGCACAAGGACGACUACUUUUACGGGAGUCACGAACACAGCUACUACCACUUACAUGAUGGAUUCUAUCACCGAGACUGAGGCGUUACAAGGAUCUAAGCUGUACACCACAGUCUAUACUGAGACAGCUAGCGAGUGUGUCUACUCUUCUGCUUCGCUCGGAUAUCAGAACAGGACAGCUUCAUACAUCGUUUCCGACGGAUACAAAUAUUACGAAGACAUGGUAUACCUAUCCUUCAAGAGCGUCUGGGCGGUGAACAGUGCAGGAAGCACAGUCGGUACUCCACGUGCUGGCAGCUUGGUGCCUAUGCCUUCGAGCGAGGUAUACUCCGUCUGCACCAAACAGGCUGGGCAAGCUGCAUACUCAUACAACUUUAACGAUUUCUCUGGCUAUGUACCUGCCAGCGCUUGGAAUUGUCAACCUUACUGCGAGAUGGUCUGGAAUGAGUAUGCGAGUGGCCACGGCGGUCCAUCUCAGCAGCUUCCAGACGAUACCCCUGAAGGUCUGGCUGCUGUCAUGCGGCCGGGACCAGGGGACUUCUACGUCAACGACAAGCUUGUCUUCGAGAAAGAGGGAGGUUACUGUGGUCAGUUUCCUUAUCAGAGCUGGUACAAACCUUAUAUUGCCGUGCCCCCACAGGUCAGAGCUCUGGAUCCUGCGUGGGGCUCUUGUGUGCUGGCUUUCGAGGGUUGGUAUGAUCCGCCCACGGCCUUGACCCAGCAAACCUCGGAAAUACUACCAAGCUCGCCCAGCGCUGCGCCAGCAUCGACGCCUCAGACUGCUGCUGCUCAGACAACGACGCAAAGCAGCACUACUCUGAGUCCGCAGCCGUCGAGUAGCCUUGUCAGUAUUCCAACACAGACAGCGGAGUCCUCUGGUCCCGGAGUCAGUUCUACGUCGCAAAGCUCAAUCGCCUCGGUCAAUAUUCUCUCUGCUCAAGACCCUUCUUCGUCCGCUGUCGAUCCUGGCGUUAGCACUUCUACUUCAAGCGGUGCCGCGGUCGCCGCUAGUAACAUCCUAUCUGCUCUGAAUUCGACACCUGCCUCUUCUCAGCAAUUAUCUGCGAGCCCAGUGUCUACUGGCGGAGAUCCCAGUACCAGUUCUCCAAGUAGUAGUCUUGCUCAGGUGGCUGCUAGUAACAUUUUGUCAGCACUCAGCGUAGCGAGCACUUCUGCUGCCGGAACAGUCCAGUUGCAAGGAAAUACAGCCCCGGCCUCAACUCAAGCAGCCAAUUCCUCCCCGGGAACGAUCCAGUCGUCAGCGAACGCAGAUCCAGCAUCAAGUCGAGCCUCGAGCAGUGCCGCACAAAUUGUUGCUAGCAACAUUCUCUCCGCUUUAAGCGUAAUAUCGACAACCACGCAGCAGGCUACUGCGGUUGCUACACCAUCGAGCGUCGCUGCAAACAGUCCCGUGCUUGCAUCAAGUGUCAGCGCGAUCAAGGAUCCUGAAGCUAGUGCAUCGUCCCAAAUUCAUACCACGGUCAACGUGGCCGGCAACAGUGUCACCAUUUCGCAAAACUCUGCCAGCAGCAUUGCUGUUAUCGACGGCACAACUGUGGCACAAGGCUCACAGGCCACCGUCAAUGGUCAGACAGUAUCUGUAGGAUCUCAAGGAGUGCAAAUUGGUAGCACGUACAUCUCUGCUGCACAGGAUCCUACAACUACGCAAGCGGCGGCCCAGGUCACGAUCGGUUCCUCAGCCUUUACAGUGGCACCGAUCGCCGAUCCUACUGGUUCUUCUGCUGUUAUCGUUGCUGCUGGAGGCUCAACGGCUACCCUCACUGCUGGUCAAACCACUAAUGUUAGAGGACAAGCUGUUAGUGCGCCUUCUUCUGGGGGCGUUGUCGUUGGCCAAGGCAGCAGUGCCAAGACAGUUGUUGUGCCUGCCAUCAGCACGCCAAGCUCCGCCGCUUCUGCUAUAAUCACAGUCCAAGGACAGUCGAUCACUGCAAUCCAGUCGGGGAGUGCAGUGAUUGUUGCCGGGAUCUCCUCGACUCUUGUCCUUUCACAAGGUGCCACAGGGACAAUUGAAGGGAAUCCGAUUACUGUAGCUUCGAGCGCUUCUGGACUCGUGGUCGGUGGAUCCACUGCCAUCUUAUCGCACGCUCCCUCUGUGACUACUCAAGCUGUGAUUACUGGCAGCGCUGGACAGUCGAUCACUCUGGUUCAGCAAGGACAGUCUUUCUCGCUUAUUGGCAGUAGCAGUACUGUGGUUCUGGCGGCUGGUGCUAGUACGACGUUCCAAGGCCAAACAAUAAGUGUGCCUCUCAGUACUGGCGCUGCUAACGUCAAUGGCAACUCAGUGACACUAUCGGCAGCUUCUCCUGCACCCGCCAGCGUGGUCACGCAAGCCGUAAUCUCGAGCAACAGCGGCCAGGCUGUGACUGUACUGCAGCAAGGCUCCAGCUACGAAGUGCAGUUAGGUACGAGCACGAUCCAUUUGACAGCUGGUGGCAUUACCACGAUCGCUGGAGCGACAAUCAGCGCACCUACGAGCGGCAGUGUGCUACUUGUCAACGGCCAUAGCACUCUAUUAUCGACCCAGGCGGUCACCAGCAAUCCGGUAGGGGCCGUUUUGACCGGAUCUGGUUCUCAACUGGCGACGAUAGUACAAUCUGGCUCAUCAUACGUUGUGCAAGCUGGCACAACGACUUUCGGACUGGCAGCGGGCUCUGGUACUAUAGUCAACGGCGUCACUUUGAGUGUACCCAUUGGUGGAAGCACCCCUCUUGCGAACGGGAAGACAAUCGUAUUAUCGACCCAGGCGCCCACUAGCAGUCUGAUUGGGGCCGUUUUGACGGGGUCUAAUUCUCAGCUGGCGACUGUAGUGCAGUCUGGCUCAUCGUAUCUCGUGCGAGCCGGCACAUCAACUUUCGGACUGGCCGCAGGCUCUGGUACCGUCGUCGAUGGUGUCACUUUGAGCAUACCUACUGGCGGGAGCACUCCUCUUGCGAACGGCAAGAUCAUCUCAAUGUCGACCAUGUCACUGUCUUCACAGCCAGCCGUGGUUACACAAGCAGCUUUGACGGGUGUCAGUUCGAAGCCAUUCACGGUGCUGCAGCAGGGAUCCUCGUUCCUAGUGCAGGACGGUAGUAGCACUGUCACUCUCGACGCUGGCUCUCAGACACUCUUCAAUGGUGCCACCAUCAGUAUGCCUACCACUGGAGGUGCUGUGGUUGCCAAUGGCCAAACUGUCCCCCUGUCCACCGUCAGCAGCUUACCGUCUUCUUUGGCUUCGUCCUCUGGCCUUGGCACUUCCACUCCUGCUUCUUCUCGCACUUCGUCAACCAGUGUGGCUGCUACAUCUUCGACUCGCCCGGAACAAGCUAAUGGCGGUGGCCGUCAGUACGGAUUGACAGCGCUAGGCUUGGCAUCAGUUUUGUUUGCAAUGGCUUUGUCCAUAUUCAUGCUAUAG
Molecule: messenger RNA, 4548 nt
Organism: Recurvomyces mirabilis
Lineage: Eukaryota; Fungi; Ascomycota; Dothideomycetes; Mycosphaerellales; Teratosphaeriaceae
Exons: 3
Coding region: 1-4548 (1515 amino acids)
Source: RefSeq, a predicted model, not a curated record